GCCCCGGCCCGGCGCGCGCGGGGGGAGGAGCUGCGGCGGCAGCGGCCACUCGGGCAGGUCGGCGGCGCCGCGGAACCCGCCGACGGCGCGGGCUGCUGGUCCCCCGCGCGCGGGAGGCGCGGGCGGCCCUGGGGACCAUGGAGCCUGGUGACGCGGCGCGCCUCAGCUCGGGACCGGCGGCCCGGGCGCUGCCACCGCGGCUGCUGCUGCUGCCGUUGCUACCGCUGCUGCUGGGUCGGGGGCUGCGCGCCGCGGCCGCGGCCUCCUCUGGGGCGGCGGCCGAGGACAGCAGCGCCAUGGAGGAGCUCGCCACGGAGAAGGAGGCGGAGGAGAGCCACCGGCAAGACAGCGUGAGCCUCCUCACCUUCAUCCUGCUGCUCACGCUCACCAUCCUCACCAUCUGGCUUUUCAAGCACCGCCGGGUGCGCUUUCUGCACGAGACGGGGCUGGCCAUGAUCUACGGGCUCAUCGUUGGGGUGAUCCUGAGGUACGGCACCCCUGCCACCAGCGGUCAUGACAAGUCACUCAGCUGUACUCAGGAAGACAGGGCCUUCAGCACCUUAUUAGUGAAUGUCAGCGGGAAGUUCUUUGAAUACACCCUGAAAGGAGAAAUCAGCCCUGGCAAGAUCAACAGUGUAGAGCAGAAUGACAUGCUGAGGAAGGUAACGUUUGAUCCGGAGGUCUUUUUCAACAUCCUUCUGCCUCCAAUUAUUUUCCACGCUGGCUACAGUCUAAAGAAGAGACACUUUUUCAGAAAUCUUGGGUCUAUUCUGGCUUAUGCAUUCUUGGGGACUGCCGUUUCCUGCUUCAUUAUCGGAAACCUCAUGUACGGUGUGGUGAAGCUCAUGAAGAUUGUGGGGCAACUCUCGGAUAAAUUUUACUACACAGAUUGUCUCUUCUUUGGAGCGAUUAUCUCUGCCACUGACCCAGUGACUGUACUGGCAAUAUUUAACGAAUUGCACGCAGACGUGGAUCUUUACGCACUUCUGUUUGGGGAAAGCGUCCUAAAUGAUGCCGUUGCCAUUGUCCUGUCCUCGUCUAUUGUUGCCUACCAGCCAGCGGGGCUGAACACUCAUGCCUUUGAUGCUGCUGCCUUUUUUAAGUCAGUGGGCAUUUUUCUAGGUAUAUUUAGUGGCUCUUUCACCAUGGGAGCUGUGACGGGCGUUGUGACUGCUUUAGUGACCAAGUUUACCAAGCUGCACUGCUUCCCUCUACUGGAGACGGCACUCUUCUUCUUGAUGUCCUGGAGCACCUUCCUUUUGGCGGAAGCCUGUGGGUUCACAGGCGUUGUGGCUGUCCUGUUCUGCGGGAUCACACAGGCUCAUUACACCUACAACAAUCUGUCGGUGGAAUCAAGAAGUCGAACGAAGCAGCUCUUUGAGGUGUUACACUUCCUGGCAGAGAACUUCAUCUUCUCCUACAUGGGCUUGGCGCUGUUUACCUUCCAGAAGCACGUUUUCAGCCCCGUGUUCAUCAUUGGAGCUUUUGUCGCCAUCUUCCUGGGCAGAGCUGCACACAUCUACCCGCUCUCCUUCUUCCUCAACUUGGGCAGAAGGCAUAAGAUUGGCUGGAACUUUCAACACAUGAUGAUGUUUUCAGGCCUCAGGGGGGCCAUGGCAUUCGCGCUGGCCAUCCGAGACACCGCGUCCUAUGCUCGCCAGAUGAUGUUCACGACCACGCUCCUCAUUGUCUUCUUCACCGUCUGGAUCAUUGGUGGAGGCACGACGCCCAUGCUGUCAUGGCUUAACAUAAGAGUUGGCGUCGAGGAGCUGUCCGAAGAGGACCAGAACGAACACCGCUGGCGGUACAUCAGAGUUGGUGUCGAUCCAGAUCAGGACCCACCACCCAACAACGACAGCUUUCAAGUCUUACAAGGGGAUGGUCCAGAUUCUGCCAGAGGAAACCGGACGAAGCAGGAGAGUGCCUGGCUAUUCAGGCUGUGGUACAGCUUUGACCACAAUUACUUGAAGCCCAUCCUCACACACAGUGGCCCCCCGUUGACCACCACGCUCCCAGCCUGGUGUGGCCUGCUUGCUCGGUGUCUGACCAGUCCUCAGGUGUACGACAACCAAGAGCCGCUGAGAGAGGAAGACUCAGAUUUCAUCCUGACUGAGGGCGACCUCACCCUGACCUACGGGGACAGCACAGUGACUGCGAACGGCUCCUCAGGCUCCCACACGGCCUCCACGAGCCUCGAGGGCAGCCGGAGAACCAAGAGCAGCUCGGAGGAGGUGCUGGACCGAGCCCUGGGAACAGGAGACCAGCCGGUGUCAAGCCGGGGCACGCGCCUAGUGUUCCCCCUGGAGGAUAACGCGUGACUCGCCGCGUCCCCCCCCCCCCGCCCCAGCCUGCCGAGAUGGGGGUGCAGUGAGGACGGCUGCAAGCCCCAGGCUUGUCCGACUCGGGGCACUGACUGAGUGGAACUAAUCCUUCUGUUUUAUUGAGGUCUGAAGCUCUCUUAACAUUUAAAGUUUAACCCAAGAGGCAGAGGGUGGGGCUAAAGUGUCUCUCAAUCAAGACAAACGCAGACCUAUUCCCACUUUUUCACAUAGUAGUGUGCUGUUCAGAGUCAAACAAACAAA
Molecule: messenger RNA, 2582 nt
Organism: Odobenus rosmarus divergens (Pacific walrus)
Lineage: Eukaryota; Metazoa; Chordata; Mammalia; Carnivora; Odobenidae
Gene: SLC9A7
Product: solute carrier family 9, subfamily A (NHE7, cation proton antiporter 7), member 7
Exons: 17
Coding region: 138-2318 (726 amino acids)
Biological process (GO): sodium ion transport; regulation of pH; proton transmembrane transport
Cellular component (GO): membrane; recycling endosome
Molecular function (GO): sodium:proton antiporter activity
Source: RefSeq, a predicted model, not a curated record